This is a messenger RNA of Cucurbita pepo subsp. pepo (vegetable marrow), 1486 nucleotides long. Its product is annotated as heavy metal-associated isoprenylated plant protein 3. NCBI's taxonomy places the organism in Eukaryota, Viridiplantae, Streptophyta, Magnoliopsida, Cucurbitales, Cucurbitaceae. Gene Ontology annotation, molecular function: metal ion binding. The record is from RefSeq and is a predicted model, not a curated record.
CGCUGUCUAUAAAUAUGCAUUUUAUGCCCUUUUUUCUCUCUUCAAGCAAAGAAAAUUUACAGGCUUGACAUAACAGAUGGGUGAGAAAGUUGAAGGUGCUAAAAAUGACGGAGAGAAGAAGGCCGGCGAUGCCGGUCAGAAGAAAGACGACGGUGUAGUCACUGCCGUUUUUAAGAUCGAUAUGCAUUGUGACGGUUGUGCUAAGAAAGUGAAACGAGCUGUGAAGCAUUUGGAUGGUGUGAGUGACGUGAAAGCGGACUCUUCAUCCAAUAAACUCACCGUAACCGGUAAAGUAGAUCCUGCCGUAAUCAAAGCAAAGCUGGAGCAAAAGACCAAAAAGAAGACUGAAAUCGUUUCUCCUCAGCCUAAGAAAGAUGGCGGUGGUGAUAAGAAGCCCGACGAAAAGGCUGCGACGAAGCCUGACGAAAAGGCUGAGAAGAAGACCGAAGAAAAAGGAGAGAAGAAAGCCGACGAAAAGUCAGAUAAGAAGACCGACGAGAAAACCGAGAAGAAGGCCGAAGAAAAGAAGCCUGAAGAAAAGAAGGCCGAAGAAAAAAAAGCAGACGACAAAAAGGCAAAAGAGAGCACUGCGGUUUUGAAGAUGCGAUUGCACUGCGAAGGUUGCAUUCAAAAGAUUAGGAAGGCACUCAUCAAAUCCAAAGGAGUCAAUGAGAUUACAGUAGACGCUCUGAAGGAUCUGAUAACAGUGAAAGGCACCAUAGAAGGAAAAGAUCUCGCAGGCUACCUCAAAGACAAGUUCAAGAGGUCCGUUGAAGUAGUUCCUCCCAAGAAAGAUGAACCCGCCGCCGCUCCCGCUGCCGCUGGAGGCGACAAGAAAGAAAAAGAAGCCGGAGGAGGUGGUGGCGACAAGAAAGAAAACGACGGAAAAGCCGCCUCCAGCGGUGGAGACGGUGGUGGCACAAAAAUGGAGGUGAGCAAGUUGGAGUACAGCGGUUCAUCCUAUCCGCCUUCAACAUUCUAUUACGACGCUCCAGUUCAUUCUCAGUACAGUUACGCCAUGGAAGCUCAACCAAGCUACCCUCCAGUUCAUUCUCAGUACAGUUACGCCAUGGAAGCUCAGCCGACCUACUCUCCAGUCCACAGCUUCGCAAAUUCCAGCGGCUAUUACGCAAAUCAAAAUUACGCACAACAAGGUUACGCCAUUCCGAUGUACGAUCACUCUCACGCGCCUCAGAUGUUCAGCGACGAGAAUCCAAAUGCUUGUUCUGUCAUGUGAAUAAACAAACAUAUCCAUUAAUGGUCCUAACGUAAUACAUACGCUGUAAUGCCAAGAAGAAGAAAAAUUAGAUGUUUUUUUUUGUUAAUUUUCAGAUAUGUCGGCCGGCCGGCCGGCGACGGUAGGUCAGCUGCCGGCUAGUUAGUCCAAUUCAAUUCAUUGGGGGAGUUGGUCGUUCUUUUUCUUAUUUUAUUGUAACUUUUGUUCUGUUAAAAAAUAUGACGUAAUAAUAGAGCCUGUUCCGUGUAA